Messenger RNA from Colletotrichum chrysophilum, 1764 nucleotides. RefSeq lists its product as uncharacterized. The record is from RefSeq and is a predicted model, not a curated record. The transcript is spliced from 4 exons. The coding region runs from base 1 to 1764 and encodes 587 amino acids. Lineage: Eukaryota; Fungi; Ascomycota; Sordariomycetes; Glomerellales; Glomerellaceae. Gene Ontology annotation, molecular function: copper ion binding; oxidoreductase activity.
AUGCGUUACAACCUAAUUCGAUCCGCCUUCGAGGCUGGACUUUUCCUUGCUUCUCUCGCCAGCGCCAACCCCAUUCGCUCGUUGGAUACACGCACGGAUUGUGGUACUCAUGGCCCUACCAACCGUGCUUGCUGGAACGGAAAGUACACCAUUGAUACCGACUACGAGACCAAUGUCCCAAACACCGGAAAGACGAGAGAAUUCGAUCUUUACAUCACCAACCACACAGACUUUUCACCAGACGGUGUGUUCAAGACGACCAUGCUCAUCAACGGCCAGUUCCCGGGGCCGACUAUCGAGGCUGAUUGGGGCGACUUUGUCAAAAUUACCGUCCACAACCAACUGGAAAACAACGGUACCUCCAUCCAUUGGCACGGCAUGCACCAGCGCAACACCAAUGAUCAGGACGGCGCCAACGGUGUCACGGAGUGCCCCAUCGCACCUGGACAAAAGAAGACGUACUCUUACCAGAUGAUUCAGUACGGCACUUCUUGCCACUUUUCAUCCCAGUACGGCAACGGCGUCGUCGGCACGAUUCAGAUUAACGGCCCGGCGUCUGCUGACUACGACAUUGACCUCGGCCCUUACGCCAUCAGCGACUGGUACCACGACACUGCGGAUAACCUCGAGCGACGCGCUGAACUCGCUGGUCUCCUGGCUGGCCCUCCCCCAGACAGCCAAAACGUUCUUUUCAACGGAAAGGGCGUUAAUGCUUUGGGCGGCGGCGAGUACCAAAAGACGAAGCUUACGCCUGGCAAGAAGCAUCGCCUCAGACUGAUCAACACCUCUGUCGAUAACACUUUCACCGUCUCUCUGGCUGGACACAGCUUUACUGUCAUCGCUACCGAUCUCGUGCCCGUCAAGCCCGUCGUCAAGGACAGUCUCUUCUUGUCCGUCGGUCAGCGCUACGAUGUGAUCAUCGAGGCCAACCAAGAGGUUGAGAACUACUGGUUCAACGCGACUCUCAGCGCCACGGGGCUCUGCGGUACGUCCGAAGUUGCUCUUCCUGCCUCCAUCUUCACUUAUGAGGGCGCCGCCGAUGAACUCCCUACCCAACCAGGAUACCCCAUUGAGGCCGGCUGCGCCGAUACUGUGGGUUUCGAGCCGAUCGUCAGUAGACUUCCGCCGUCCUCCGAGUUCACUCCCCACAAGAACAUUCUCGACGUGAACCUCACCACGCCCGAAGUCUACGGUCAGCCGGUCUUCCGCUGGACUGUCAAUGGCCACUCUAUGGACAUUGAGUGGGACAAGCCCACCCUCACCUACGUCGCCGAGAACAACUACACUUUCAUGGAGAGAGCCAAUGUUGUGGAGCUCGACUCCAAGGACAAAUGGACCUGGUGGGUCAUUCAGAACGACCACCUCCUCCCCCAUCCUAUCCACCUUCACGGUCACGACUUCCUCCUCCUCGGCAUUGGCGACGGCUCCUUCCUCGACAGCAACCCGCCAGUCACCAACGGCACCGGACCGUACGCGACCACUACUCACCCCAACCUCAACUUCCACAACCCCAUCCGCAGAGAUGUCGCGGUGCUUCCUGCCAGCGGCUGGAUGGUGAUCGCCUUCAAGACCGACAACCCAGGCGCGUGGCUCAUGCAUUGCCACAUCGCCUGGCAUGUCAGCAUGGGUCUCAGCGUGCAGUUCCUCGAGCGCAAGGACGAAAUCGCCCACACGAUGCAGCUCGAGGAGCUCCAGCCCACCUGCAAGGGCUGGAAGGACUACUACCCGACAAGCUUCUACCCAAAGCACGACUCGGGCUUGUAA